Messenger RNA from Propithecus coquereli (Coquerel's sifaka), 1794 nucleotides. It is a transcript of the gene LYRM1, whose product is annotated as LYR motif containing 1. Bases 548 to 916 code for a protein of 122 amino acids. The transcript is spliced from 6 exons. The record is from RefSeq and is a predicted model, not a curated record. NCBI's taxonomy places the organism in Eukaryota, Metazoa, Chordata, Mammalia, Primates, Indriidae. Gene Ontology annotation, cellular component: mitochondrion.
GCUCCCUACCCACGCCGCCGCCGCCUCUUCUUCCACCACUGCCACCGCCUCCUCUUCAUCUGCGGCCCACCGGUGGCGGCCGCCCCGAAGCCCCGCCCCCUCCAUCGCCUCCUGCAUCAUCACUUCCGGUAACCCCGCCGGCCGCCAGCUCCAGGAGAGAGAACGGGAGAGGGGAGGGAAGGGAACGAGUCGAAGAUUGCGUCACGACGUACGCAAAGACGUACGAAGCCGUCGCCAAAGAUUACCUAGAGAAGGAGAAGCCCAAGCAAAAAAGACUCUUAACACAGACAAGACCUUAAAGAAAAGGAGGAGGCCCCUUUAAUAUCCUGGAAUAAUCGGACCCACACUCAUAAUCAGUGAGACUCAUCCACCCACUCGCCAGCUCUUCUCAUCCUCUAAGGCUUGGCUCAAAUCUCUUCCCUCCCUUCCCCUCCCAGCUGUCAUUUCUUUUGGACAUGUGCACAGGUGAAGUAGUGCUUUUAAGCUUUUCAUCAAUUGCUUCAUUCCUUGCUUAAGAAUAGUUUCAAGAAAGGUCCCCAGGGUCGGGAUGACAACAGCAACACGACAAGAAGUUCUUGGCCUCUACCGCAGCAUUUUCAGGCUUGCAAAGAAAUGGCAGGCGGCCUCGGGGCAGAUGGAAGACACCAUCAAAGAAAAACAGUAUAUACUAAAUGAAGCUAGAACACUGUUCCAGAAAAACAAAAAUCUCACAGAUCCAGACCUGAUUAAACAGUGUAUAGACGAAUGCACAGCCAGGAUUGAAAUUGGACUGCAUUACCAGAUUCCUUAUCCUAGGCCAAUUCAUCUGCCUCCAAUGGGCCUCACGCCACUACGAGGCCGGGGACUUCGAAGCCAGGAGAAACUGAGGAAACUUUCCAAACCAAUAUAUCUCAAAUCUCAUGAUGAAGUUUCCUAAUCCAGGAGAAAGUUUAUUUCUGGGAAUGAUGAGCCAGCUAGGUCUUGAAUGUAAACCAGAUGGCAAAGCACUUCUUGAUGAGGGGCAAAAAUUCAAAUAUCUUCUUAAAACCUCCGAAACCGAUUCUCACCCCAUGAUGUGUGCUCACAUAUCCCCAGAGUUUGCCAGGAUCUUACUGCCUGAGUGGAUUGCAUUAACCCUAGAUGUCAUGGGCCUUAUAUCCUCACUGAGGUCACCUUUGGAAAAAAGGCUAAGGCCUGUGGGAGGACGGCUGAAGGGUAAGAAAGCUUUUCAUGGGAAUGCCAUUCACCACAUGUGCCAGCUGGUGCAAAAAACUCAGCCAGUUGCUGGAAUUUCUUAUGGCUACUGUAAAACUGUGUACCACUCUCUGGAUUUUUUUUCAAGUUUAUAGAUUUGCUUUAAAGUAGGGUGUUUUGUGUGUGCUUUUUUGGUUGCGUUUUGACCCUUCCGAUUUCCAGAUAAACUCCCUUUAAAAAGUGCAUCAUUGGAUCGAUGAUGGUUUUUCAUGGAAGUUUUAUAUAAGACUCAUUUCUGUCUUAGCUAAAUGCAUAUGUUUAUCUUAUCUUAAAGCCUGUGAUUACUUAGGCUGCACUUAGGAUCUGAAAAGCUCACUUGAAACUCAUACUGCAUUCAUUAUGACUAUUUUACUUUAACAUAAUUGAAAAGUACAAGGCCCAAGCUGGCUUUCAAAUUAUGUCUAAACAGAAAUGGGACAAAUAUAGGUGAAAACAUGAAGGAUUUAUGCCCCUGCAGGUGUGGAGUUAGGCAAAAGUCCCAUGCCAAGUCAUUGGUACAUCAGUGUCAUUCCCUCUCACCUACAAAGAAGAUGGGCAUCAAUAAAGUCAAAUUUCUAUCAA